AUGGCUAGCCAGCAAGGUGGACCGAGCGCCCGAGCGCCCCAUGAUCAUGAUGCAAGGGAGGCGAGUCCCAGUGCGGAUGCGAUACUCGACGCACCAUACUCGAGCGACGAAGAACCGAAUCCCCAUGGCCUCUCCUGUCGCUGGAGAACAUCGGAAUUCUACGACCAGGAGUGUUGCCGAUACUUUGACUGUCCCUCUCAUCUCGUUGAGAGGCGGCUUUCUGUCGAUGACACCGGCGAACCCAGCGUUCCGAGAGAGAGCGCCGUCGAGGUGACCGAAGCUCGACAGUAUACCAUCUCCCCGAGGACUUCUAUCGAAGACGAGCUCCCAGUAUCCGACCACGACGGCACGACGACCGAGCCACAGCAGAGAGACGAGACUCCUGUUGCUAAUACUUCAGCGCCACUGUCGGGCCUAUCAUCUGGGUUAGCUGCUGAGAGAGAGGCAGAGAGCGCGGCGAGGACUGCAUCAGCAGCGAGUCCCGCAGCUCUCCCCGCCAGAACAUCGUCCUUACCGAUCCGCACUCGCGUUCCUUCUAGAAGCAUCGACUUGCGAUCUAGCGAUCCGUCGGGUAGUGAUAUCUGGGGCGAGUCUUCUGAUCACGGCGGUCGAGCAUUUACGGCCAGCGCAUCGGCGGCGGAUCUGUCAGGCAGUAGCUCACCCAGAAUGUCUGCUCGGGAUCAGCUAUCUGCUGUGUAUGGCGCUGAUAUGAAUGAAGGCAGCGGCUUACUUCAGUCGCUAUUCGGACCACCUGAGCGCGAGCGCGAGCGUGAUCGUGAGCGCACAGGGUCGGUUGUUCUUCCUAGGUGGCAACCGGAUGCCGAGGUGACCUACUGCCCUAUUUGCCGCACUCAGUUUAGUAUCUUUGUGCGCAAACAUCAUUGCAGGAUCAUCAUUCCGCACCAAUUUAUUGUCAGAGCGCCUGGCUCCGAAGUACCGCUUCCUCCGGCACUGCUCUACGGCUCGGGCGCGAGCUAUGUCGACAUGAAUGGACUCUCCGGGGGCGAGCGGGUGCGCCUCUGCAACCCUUGCGUCCCUGAUCCCAAUACUGCACCUCCACAAAGUCCAACUUCUCCUGCCCCGUCGCCGCGUGAGGCACGACGCAGGUCCCGGACCAGCCUAGGGGCCGGAUAUCCUGCUCCGCCUCCUGUAAAUCGAUACGGGGGAGUCUUUGCUGCUGGCCAGAGCAAUGAUCCUUAUCAGUUUUAUACCUCUAGGACAAGGAGUAUCACCAUGGAUCCAACUGGACAAAGGGCAGGAGGUGCUUCGUCCUCUUCGUCCUCCUCACGUAGGCGCAGCGCCCACUACGAAGUGGCAUCCAUUAACCGGCUGAUGGCGGCCGGGCCAUCGCCUUUCAGUAUGCCAAGUCAGCACCAUAUCCACCGACGUCGUUUAACUGGAGAGCCUGGGUCAUCAUCACGGCAGCGUGCUUUACCCCCUCCCCCACAGAUUGCGGAAGAGGAUGAGUGCCCCAUUUGCCACUUGGAGCUGCCAUCUCGGGAACUGCCGAAUUUCGAGGCUCUUCGAGAGUCGCAUAUUACUACCUGUAUCCAAUCACACAGCACAUAUGGCAGUCCUCGUGGGGCAUCGGAUGGCACUGCACCGCUCCCCCCUCCCAGGCGCACUGGCAUGUAUACGUAUCCCGCCACGGAGAAGGACUGCAUUGAUGACGCGGAAUGCACCAUCUGCUUAGAGGAGUUUACCGUUGGCAUUCCCAUGGCGCGACUUGAGUGCCUUUGUCGGUUUCAUCGAUCUUGUAUUUCAGCCUGGUUUGUCAACCACCCGGGAAGAUGUCCCGUGCAUCAACACGACGGAUUCGGGUACUAG
Molecule: messenger RNA, 1827 nt
Organism: Trichoderma aggressivum f. europaeum
Lineage: Eukaryota; Fungi; Ascomycota; Sordariomycetes; Hypocreales; Hypocreaceae
Exons: 3
Coding region: 1-1827 (608 amino acids)
Biological process (GO): protein K48-linked ubiquitination; proteasome-mediated ubiquitin-dependent protein catabolic process
Cellular component (GO): intracellular membrane-bounded organelle; cytoplasm; membrane
Molecular function (GO): metal ion binding; ubiquitin protein ligase activity
Source: RefSeq, a predicted model, not a curated record